This is a messenger RNA of Neodiprion virginianus, 1907 nucleotides long. RefSeq names its product platelet-derived growth factor receptor alpha-like. The coding region runs from base 134 to 1891 and encodes 585 amino acids. The transcript has 12 exons. The record is from RefSeq and is a predicted model, not a curated record. NCBI's taxonomy places the organism in Eukaryota, Metazoa, Arthropoda, Insecta, Hymenoptera, Diprionidae.
UCAGACCGAAGAGCUCAGCUUAAGUUGAAGUCGGUUUUCCAAAUUUAAAUUCGUUUGAACAAUCCAAAAUUUUGUAUCAACGUAAAAUUAAUUCCUAUGUUACGAGAGAGUGAGAAAUAUUCAGCGUCACGAAAUGGAUCGCACCGAGCUUACUUGCGUUAUUAUUUUGGUCAUCGUUGGACUUUUUAAUGAAGGUGUAGCAUAUUCGAAACCGAAAAUCUACCCUGCAGAGCCUUAUAUCGUCAUCCAAGAAGGAACCGACUUGAACAUAUCAUGCAGAGGUUUCCGUCCCAUCCAUUUUUCAGUCAUGAAUGUUUCCGGUCGAAAUUGUUCACCGUCAAGGACUAAACCCAGCGAAUCGUCCGGCGUGCAUACCUCCACGUUCACCGUACCUAACGUAAGUCGAACCGAUGCCGGAUGGUACGCUUGCGCCGAAGACGGAACCGAGAUUCGGAACGACGAGCAAAUCGUCGAACAUCCUAACGAAACCAUCAGCUGGAUCUAUGUAUACGUGAAUUCGUCGAAACCAUUUGCUGUUGACGAUCAGAUCGACGGUGUAACGAUAAUCAAACCAAUUUGGAGUUCCGUGGUCAUACCGUGUCGGCAAACGUUACCCAAUAUGCAGAUUCCAACGCUUGAGCAGGCGUAUGUAGUGGUUGACCCGGCAGUUGCCGGUUUUCGAUACGACCCGAGAAUUGGAUUCAUCAAAGAUAAAGUGACUAAAUCUUCUUCCACCGACUACAGCUGUAUAUCGCCACCGUUCGAAGGACGCGUUGGUGACGAAAUAACAUACACAGUGACAAUAACUGACAUUAUAAUGAAACCUCCAUUAAUCGACGAGGAUAAACUCCGACAUUUGGUACGUGGGCGGAAUCAAACUCUAAGGUGUUACAUCACUGAUGAAACUCAUGACCCGGACGAGGAUACGUAUUACCUGACGUGGGAAGCCCCGGGUGCGAUACCAGCGGAGAGAUUGCGGCGCGAGAAUACUAUUAGAAAGGAAGCUGUGUUGACGAUAGUAGAUGUGCGGGAAACUGAUAGCGGGGAAUAUACUUGCACUGUCGCAGGAGAUAGCCUUGAUUCCGCUUCCAAAUCAGUCAACGUUAAAUUUUAUGACCCUAAUGAAGAGUACAUCAAUGUGACUGACAUUUUGUCCUCGACCCAAACCGUAAAUGCAACAGAAACAGCGCUUUGGGAAGUUGACAUUGACACGUAUCCUGAAGGAAAUAUUACAUGGCUCGAUACGGAAAAAACAGAAAUUUCCAAUUCAACCCGGUACUCGCACGAUGUAUCCGGAACAAAACACACGUUCCAAAUACGUAAUGUGGGAAUUGCUGAUUUUGGCAGUUAUACAAUUCGCAUCAACUAUGGGAACGAAUCGAACGAACACGAACUUGAAUUGAAGGUUCGAGCGCCACCAACUGCCAAGAUCGAGUCGGCUCCGAAUCCUUCGUAUAAACGAAACGAAACUCGGGAAUUCCGUUGCCGGAUAUCCGGGUACCCGUUGCCAAACGUAACGUGGCGUUACUCGGAAUUCGCCGGUCCUCGAUCGGACAAUAAAUCUGUCGAGACAAUUUUUCCGCCAACAGGAAAAGGGUCGUUACAAAAUCCCCCAACUGGCUUCCUCUCAUUUUUGAAAACAUCGAUCAACGCAACAGGUGGUCUGACAUGCAGAAGCUGCAAUGAAAUCGAUUGUGCCGAAUCAACCAUGACAAUCCUCGUUGCUGGAGGGCAACCAGCGGCAGAACCAAGUGCCCACAAAGAUGUCAUCUGGAUCAGCUCGAUCUGUGGCCUCAUUAUCAUCAUCAUCGUAGUCAUUAUUUGUAUGGGAGCAAAAGUGAACCGUGAAAAAGUAAGUAAGGAUUCGAGAUUUCCGUGUAUCAACGUGUGAUGUAAAUUACCAACGU